GAGGAGGGGGAGAAGGAAAGAGAAAAGGACUUGUUUUGGAAUAUUCUUUUGGAAAAUAUCUCAUGAAUAUUCACUCUAUAGAAUUAUGAGUUAUGAAUUGCAUAUAACCAGUUGAAGAUGGGAAUAUAGCUCCUGGUUCUGUGUAGUAUUUGUUUAACCAGCUGGAGUGUUUUCAUCUGGACCUGCUGCAGAUAGAGGAUGGGAGCUUUUAACAUCUGCCUUACACUAUUUUUCCUCGCCUCCAAUCCUGUGCAAACUCAGUGGUUGUCUUUCUGGUGGGUAAAACCAACGACCACCACUGUUCCUCCUACCUUGACCUCUCCAGCCGUCACCUCCAAGGAACCUUCCACGACCCAGGGGACACCUUCAGAGUGGGGAGUGGGAAAAGUGGACAUAAUAACUGCAAAUGAUGUGGAGAGCACUCAGUUAGAGGGGUCUAUGCAGUCCUCUACUCCACACAGCUCAGUGGAGUUAGAUUCCCUCACCACUAUGAAAACAUUAACAUUGUCUCCUGCUGGGAACCCAAGUGGAAGUAACAGAGGCUGGUUCAAGAAGAAACCACUGAAACAAUGGAAGAGUGACAAUGGCUCAGGAAAUCAUCUGGACCUGAUGGAUUUGAUCGGUAUCCCUCUCCCUCCUGCUGUCUCCUUCACCCCUGGAUUUGAAGCAUUCCCAGCCUACAGCUUUGGAAGCGAAGCCAACGUUGGCCGACUCACGAGAACCUUUGUGCCCGGACCUUUCUACAGGGACUUUGCCAUUAUUGUCACGGUGCGUCCAGCAAAUCAGAGAGGAGGCGUUCUUUUUGCCUUCACAGAUGCUCAUCAGAAGGUUGUGGAGCUCGGUUUGGCCCUCACUGCAGUUCAUAAAGGCCUCCAGAGCAUCUUAUUGUACUACACUGACAAAGAACAGGCCUCUCAUAGCCACAAAGCUGCUGCUUUCAGUGUCCCAGACAUGACUGGGCAGUGGACACGGUUCACGUUGGCGGUGGAGCAUAAUGAAGUGCGUCUUUACAUGGACUGUGGUGAAGCUAAGUUGGUGACUUUCCAGCGGAGGCCAGAGAGACUCACCUUUUCACACAACUCGGGCAUAUUUGUUGCAAAUGCAGGAAGCACAGGGCUUCAAAAGUUUGAGGGAUUUAUACAGCAGCUGGUCAUAAAGGAUGAUCCUAGAGCAGCAGAGGAGCAGUGUGAGGAGGACGAUCCAUAUGCCUCUGGGUACGGAAGCGGAGAUGAUACUCUGGAUGACAGAGAGACAGAGGAGGACUUCAGGAAAAAGGACGAUGGAGUGGAAGGGCUGGGACAGCACAGCUUCCCUGUUAUAGCUCCGCCCACUGUGGUACCAGAGGUGGAGCUCAGUGAGCACUCUGGUCAAAUGACUUCGACAGUGGCCAAUGAGGAGCUGCUUAUUACAGAGUCUCCGCAAACAGAGGAGGCAGGAGAGCGAUCUGGACAUGUUCAUAUCCAGAAAGGGGAACGGGGCGAUCGUGGACCACCUGGGCCACCUGGACCUCCUGGUCCUCCAGGAUCUCGCCUUGUACACAAAAAGGAGCGAGUAACACCUGGGCCACAAGGGCCACCAGGAACUCCUGGAACCCCUGGGAAACCAGGGAGAGAUGGACAGAAGGGAAGCAAAGGUGAAAAAGGAGGACUGGGUCAAAAAGGACAACAGGGAUUUCCAGGCUUGAGUGGAGAAGCUGGAACUAAAGGGGAAAAGGGAGACCCAGGAGUUGGUUUGCCGGGCCCCCCUGGUCUUCCUGGACCUCCAGGACCUCCCAGAUCCCGCAGUGUACCCUAUGGAGCAGAUGCCCUUGGAUCUGGCUUUGAGGAUCUGGAUACUGAUACUAUUUAUAUCAAGGGUCCAGCCGGUCCACCAGGGCCUCCAGGACCACCUGGUCCUCCUGCACCUCUAUUAACAUCAGAACUUAUACCUGGCCACACUGGACCACCUGGUCCCCCUGGCAUUGAUGGACUCCCAGGCAAACAGGGAUUACCAGGACCUGUAGGGGAAAAUGGCUUUCCUGGUCCAGCUGGAGCCGUUGGAGAGAAGGGUGACCAAGGGAUGCCUGGACCAACUGGACCAAAGGGUGAAAGUGGAGAUGUAGGCCCCCCAGGGCCUCCAGGGCCCCGAGGGUUCACUGGUCGACCAGGAAGGAGAGGCCCAGCAGGUCCAGCAGGACCCCCUGGGCCACCUGGCCCUCCAGGAACCACUGCCAUUGGAGAGGAUAUUGAAGGAUCAGGAAAGAAUGACUUGUUAAUAAGGACGGGAGUAAGAGGACCACAGGGCCCCCCUGGCGUACCAGGGCCACCUGGACCACCGGGUUUGGAUGGACCCCCCGGAGCUGAUGGACGUUCUAUCAAGGGUGAACAGGGGGAACCAGGACCAAUUGGUCUUCAGGGCCUGGCGGGAUUACCAGGCGCUAGAGGGCCCAAAGGAGAUAAAGGCAGUCCUGGACCAAAGGGCGAUCAGGGUUUGGAUGGACGCAGUAUCACGGGACCACCUGGGCCUCCUGGACCUCCUGGACCUGUUGUUAAUCUGCAAGAUCUGCUGCUGAAUACUACAGAUGGGAUAUUAAACUUCACACAAAUCAGAGGACCCCCAGGGCCCAUGGGCCCUGAGGGUUUACCAGGCAAAGCUGGAUUUCCAGGCCCUAGAGGACCAAAAGGAGACAAAGGCCCUCAAGGUAUUCAGGGAGACCCAGGUCAGAAGGGAGAAAAAGGAGAACCUGGUGUAACAAUUGCUGCUGAUGGAUCUAUUUUGUCGGCACCAAGAGGCCCUCAGGGGCCAAAAGGCCCAAAGGGGGACCGUGGUUUGCCAGGAUCUCCUGGAUUUGUGGGACCAAUUGGACCUCCUGGUCAAAAAGGGGAAUACGGCUUCCCUGGACGCCCAGGACGACCUGGUAUGCAAGGGAGAAAAGGUGACCGAGGAGAGUCUGUUGGCCUGCCGGGGCCUCCAGGUCCUCCAGGUCCUCCAGGUCUGCCUGGAAGAAUUCUCGGACUCAAUGGAGACUCAUUGACAAAGAGAGACUCAGUGGGACCUAAAGGAGACAAAGGAGAUGAAGGGAUGCCUGGUGAGCCAGGAACACUUGCCCCUGCACUACCAGAUGGAAUAGUGGGAGCUAAAGGAGAUCAUGGAUCCAAAGGGGAAAAAGGAGAAAAGGGCGACGAAGGUCUGCCUGGUCCUCCAGGAUUCCCAGGAAAAUCUGGGCUUGUGGGUCCAAAGGGGGAGUCCAUUGUGGGCCCCCCAGGUCCAGCAGGUUCUCCCGGUCAACCUGGACCUCCUGGGCUUGGAAGACCUGGACCCCGAGGCCCGCCUGGCCCAGCUGGGCCACCUGGACCGGCCCCUCCUUAUGGAUUAGAUGUCACUGUCCCUGGUCCUCCUGGUCCUCCCGGUCCACCAGGAUCCCCAGGUUAUGCAAACCCGGUGAUGACUUUCAAGACAGUCCAAGCUCUCACCAGAGAGACGCAGCGAGCAGCUGAGGGAACAUUGGCAUACGUCUCACAGAAGGGAGGAGAGCUAUACGUCCGAGCACGCAACGGGUGGCGCAAAAUACCGCUGGGGGAGCUGAUCCCUAAGGAAGCUUCUUCACCAGAAGCAUCGCAAGCUCUGAGCAGAGCAGGAGAUUGGAGCAGACUGCAAGGAGUUCACAGCCAGGAAUUACAGGAGGGGAGUAGGGGAUAUCAACCCAGCUACAUUUUGCCACAGACCUUUGAGGCCAUACCUGGACUCCAUUUAGUGGCCCUGAACGCGCCUCUCAAAGGGGACAUGCGUGGCAUCCGUGGUGCAGACUUCCAGUGCCACCAGCAAGCACGCUCCAGGGGACUUACCUCUACCUACAGGGCUUUCCUCUCCUCACACCUCCAGGACUUGGCAACAAUUGUAAAGAAAGCUGACCGCAAUGACCUUCCUGUGGUUAAUUUGAGAGGUGAAGUAUUAUUUACAAGCUGGAACUCCAUCUUCUCUGGGAAUGGAGGAGUGUUUAACCCAUCAACACCUAUCUAUUCUUUUGAUGGACGCAAUAUAAUGACCGAUCCUGCGUGGCCGGAGAAGCAGGUGUGGCACGGCUCGACCACGGUUGGCAUCCGGCUGACCACCAACUACUGCGAGGCGUGGAGGACAGGCGACAUGGCGGUGACGGGCCAGGCUGCACUCCUGCAGACGGGACGGCUUUUAGGACAACACCCACGCUCCUGCUCCAACAGCUACAUAGUGCUGUGUAUAGAGAACACAUAUGUGGGAAACACACAUGAAAGGAGAACCUGAGGAAGCACACAGAUUAUUAUACAUGCAGGCAUGUUGAAAGUGGAAAAUAUGCUUAGGGGAACAAAUUUAGGCACAUGAAACACAUUUAGAUACACUUUUUGUUUUUAGUUCCACACAUAAAAUCUGGUGGAAGACAGCAGCUCCCCAAGUCCGUCCAUUUCUAGAUUAGCUAUUUUUUCUAGUCUCAGAUUGAAAUAUAAAAAAAAUAGUCAGUGUUUGAGAGCUGCUGUCUUCUCACCAUUUCUGGUGCUAAUGAUCUAAUUAGACACAAUCUCAAUUUUUGGGACCUUCCUCUCUUCAAAACAGGAAAGACAGUAGAACAUACUAUUUUACUAAAACACGUGUUGAUCUUUAUGGGUGAGGCAAUAAAGUGGAUACUCAGCUAAACCUUCCAAUAUUUACAGCCAGAGGAAAAUAUAUAUUACAUUUUUUUAAACUUGCAAUUGGGGGACCAUGCCUAUGGCGGAUAUAUGCCAACUAGGUUUACAACUAGGUUUUAUUUUUAUAUAUUUGAUCCCUUUGGCCACUAUAACCCAUGUUAGUUCACCUGGAAUGAAACCAGAGUAACCAGACUGUGAUUGUCUUUAUACAGUGGUAUGCCCAAGUACAGUAGAUAAACAAAGCAAUUACCUGUUCACAUUGUGCCGUUGAGUUGGUUCUC
This is a messenger RNA of Cyprinodon variegatus (sheepshead minnow), 4921 nucleotides long. RefSeq names its product collagen alpha-1(XV) chain-like (gene col15a1b). Gene Ontology annotation, cellular component: basement membrane. The record is from RefSeq and is a predicted model, not a curated record. NCBI's taxonomy places the organism in Eukaryota, Metazoa, Chordata, Actinopteri, Cyprinodontiformes, Cyprinodontidae. The transcript is spliced from 42 exons. The coding region runs from base 199 to 4260 and encodes 1353 amino acids.